This is a messenger RNA of Gloeophyllum trabeum ATCC 11539, 2370 nucleotides long. RefSeq lists its product as uncharacterized. Gene Ontology annotation, cellular component: nucleus. Gene Ontology annotation, molecular function: DNA binding; DNA-binding transcription factor activity, RNA polymerase II-specific; zinc ion binding. The transcript is spliced from 15 exons. Bases 95 to 2287 code for a protein of 730 amino acids. Lineage: Eukaryota; Fungi; Basidiomycota; Agaricomycetes; Gloeophyllales; Gloeophyllaceae. The record is from RefSeq and is a predicted model, not a curated record. Gene Ontology annotation, biological process: DNA-templated transcription; regulation of DNA-templated transcription.
GAUGAACGGACUGUCUUCGUUGGUCUUUGAUGCGCCCUCCCGCUGUUUCGUUUAUUAUCGGCGACAUUGAAGAUUAGUCUGGCGAAGCCCAGGAAUGCCCAAGGUUACUUCGGAGGUUGUCUCGCCGAAGGGGAGCCAUCCGAAUGUGCUGAAGAGGAACCAAGCCUGCCACCAAUGUCGAAGGCGAAAGCUGUACAGCGAUGCGAAGAGGCCGUGUUCGACAUGCAUCAGGUCGCAUGCACACGCUGUGAGCCAUGCACUGGCUGGAGUGGAGUUACCCGCUGAACCAGAGUGCACGUACGAUGAAGCUGCGGAGGCCACUACACCGUCGUCUGAAGGACCUCGGAGUCGCUACGAGAGGCUUGAGAACAGAAUAAAUGAGCUUGAGUCCCUACUUCGUCAGAAGGAACAGAGAGGCGCGAACCAGUUCCCAGGUCAACAGGACACAAGGCGCUACCCAAGGAGUCCGUUCACAAUGCACGCUCUGCCAUCCUCUAUGCUCACGGGCUUCGGCGACAACUCGAGGUUUCAGCCGUCGCUGCGUUCUGAGGCCCCCUUUGGACCUCAUUACGGCAAUCAAGGACGACGCGAGGAUGUAGAUGCAUAUUCAGAGAGUGCACCGCCCCUUGCCGCAAGGAUUGAUACUACCACGCCCCCCACCCACGGGACUUCCCCAGAUAAUGCGGCUUCGUCUAGUGUUACCGGUAUUGUAUGGGCAGCUUGGCCCCCAAACCUCCCAAGCCCGGACCUAGUUCGACACCUGGUCGAGGCUUUCUUCGCCUUUCACCCCCAUGCAACUCGACUAUUCCACGCUCCGACGUUUUUGACCUCUCUUUCUCUACCACCGAAUCAGCCUGGCUUCCCGAAUGCAGCUGUAUUGCACGCUAUCUGCGCCCUUGGAAGCCUGUAUACCGCAGCUGUCUCUUCCCCACCCCGCCCCAAUCUCUCAGAAGAACCUCCCGAGGAGCUGUUCACAAAGCGAUACCGAUCGAGACAAGGGCGAUCAGAAACGUUUGCUGACGUGCAAGCUAGUUAUGCCAAAGACUUGUGCGAGGAGCAACUUAGCAUGGGUGAACAUCUAUUCGAAGUGCUGCAGGCGUCCAUCAUCUUAACUUGGUAUUACUGGGCGCAUGCAAGGUGGUGCGAUGUUUACUUAGCGAGUUCUUGUGUGAUGCGGCUCUCUGUCGCAGAGGGUCUCUGCAGUUGCCCACCAUUCCACACCAUUGCGAACUCCACUCGACCUCUAUCCUUGCUUCCUCGGGCGACGACUGUCAUCGAAGAUGAGAUGCGUAGGAACGCAUUUUGGUUAGCUUAUUGCGCGGAACGUCUGCAUGGGUGUGGGAAUGGAUGGGCACUCUGUUUGGAUGAUAUGGAUGUCUCACAACUGCUCCCCAUUCGAGGGGACCAGUUUUUGCACGGGUCCUUUAGUCCCCCCGGUAAUCGUCUAUGGUCUCAUAGCAAAGAAAUCUUCCAUAGACACCUAGGGGACCAAACUGACCCUUUCGUGCUCUACGUGAAGGCCGCCAUGUUGAUCUCGCGAGUGAAGAACUUCAAUCUGCGGUACCGAGCUAGGCAGUACGCUGGAGACGUUUCAACUAUUCCCUCCGAUACCUCGAACCCUCUACACCCUAACGAUCCACGAAAAACGGCGGCAUUUAUUGAACUUGAAGGAGACAUAGCUUCUUUCAGAAGGUCCUUCCCUAAGAAUCUCAGCGAUCCCAUAAAGGGGAAUACUGUCGAUUCGCAUUUAUACACAGCAUGCUUGGUGCCUCAUAUUGCCUUGAUACUGCUUCAUGAGCCGCAUGCGGAACUUGAUCACGAGGGCUGCAUGUCUGCGCGCAGGAUCCUGGAUUCAGCAAGAGGGAGCUUGGACCUCAUCUACGCCAUCAUGUCCACCAGUUAUGAUGUAUCUCUGCUGGAUAAUUUCGUGCCGUUUGCCUGGUUUAUGGCUGGUCGCGUAUUGGUCCGCUUCCUGGAAGCUGCACAAUUGGCGAAUGGCCAGGAAGAAAUCCCGAAACUAGUUAAUGAGAUUCUUUGUAUUCGAGUGGCAAUGGCAAAAAUGGGAGAACGCUUACCUCUGGCUUAUCGUUAUGCGGGGAUGUUGACCAACGUCUUGGUUCAGAAAUGUGGCGAAGUCUCGGCCCCCUCAGUUAAUGCACUAGCUCCCAGAUGGCCAAUGAUCCCGCAGGCAACUAUGACUGCCGCUUAUUAUGAGGUGGCGGAAGGAGGCCCGCAUUUCGAGCUGUCUGUCAAGACUAACCUUGAAUUACCUUCAGAUGGCUGCUAGAUACCAUGAAAUAUAGGCUUAGUUGUAUCUUAAGUGUAAUCUUCUCAUCUAUCCUUAUAUUUUGAGCGCACAAGGAGACGUCG